Messenger RNA from Fusarium keratoplasticum, 1458 nucleotides. RefSeq lists its product as uncharacterized. Gene Ontology annotation, biological process: amino acid transmembrane transport. Gene Ontology annotation, molecular function: amino acid transmembrane transporter activity. Gene Ontology annotation, cellular component: vacuolar membrane. The record is from RefSeq and is a predicted model, not a curated record. Lineage: Eukaryota; Fungi; Ascomycota; Sordariomycetes; Hypocreales; Nectriaceae. Bases 1 to 1458 code for a protein of 485 amino acids. The transcript has a single exon.
AUGACUGCUUACACGCAAGACGCCACCAACGCCAUCUACCCUUCUGAUCAGGGCAACGACUCGAGCAAGACCAACAGCAAGGAAAAGGUUGGCCACGAGAGCGGCCACGAGCUCGACCUCAAGUCAGAGAGAAACGUCCCCGUCGACAAUGGCUUCGGCGGUGGCGAAGGCGGCAAGAACUUCCGCAACAUGACCAAAUGGGACACGACCUUUGCCCUCCUGACCAACCAGGUUGGUCUUGGUGUCCUGUCUCUUCCCGGUGUCCUCAAGGUGAUGGGCAUCGUUCCUGGUAUCAUCGCCAUCAUUGGCAUCGGUCUUCUGUCCUGGUAUACCGCCUAUGUCCUCAAGCAGUUCUAUGCUCGUCACCAACAUGUCGUCAACGUUGUUGAUAUGACCCGGGUUGUCGGCGGCAAGAGCCUCGAGAUCACUGCGGGUAUCGGUCUGCUUAUCCAGGUCAUCAUGACUGCCGCCUCUGCCAGUGUCACUCUCUCCAUUGCUUUCAACACCAUCUCCAACCACUCCAUCUGCACUGUCGGCUACAUUGGCAUUGGCUGCCUCUGCUGCUGGGUCCUCUGUGCUCCCCGAACGGCCAAGUUCGUCUCCUGGUCCGGUUACCCAUGCUGUGUUGCCAUCAUCGCUGCUGCUCUCAUCGUCAUGAUCUCCCUGGGCGUCAAGAACCCCGAGGCUGCCCCCAUCCCCUGGCACAAGGAGCUCAAGGUGGUUGGCAACCCUACCUUUCGAGAGGGUCUCAACGCUUGCCUCAAGAUCUGCUACGCUUACUCUGGCAACAUCAACUUUGUCGGCUACAUGGCUGAGAUGAUUGACCCCGUCAAUGACUUUGGUUUUGCUCUGUGCUGGCUUGAGGUUACCUCCAUUGGCUUCUACACCAUCGUUGCCAUUGCCAUCUACUGCCUUGCCGGUGAAUACACCGUGUCACCCGCUCUGGGCUCGGCUGCUGCCACCACUGCCAAGAUCGCCUACGGCAUCGUGCUCCCCGCCGUCUUCUCUACUGGUCUGGCUUUCGGUCACACUGGCAUCAAGUACUGCUACGUCGAGGUCAUGAAGUACUUCAAGAUCACCCACGAGAUGACCACCAACAAUGUGCGCUCGUGGUCCAUCUGGAUGUCCCUCGUGACCAUCUUCUGGGUUCUCUGCUUCAUCCUGUCCAACGCCAUCCCCGUGUUCGACUCGAUCCUGUCCAUUGCCUCGGCCACCACCAUCUCGUGGUUCACCUUUGGCUUUAGCGCCGUCUUCUGGUUCCACAUGAACUGGGACUGCAUGUUCAGCAGCCCCAAGCAGAUCUGCCUCUUUGCCGUGAACGCCUUCCUGAUUGGCAUCUCGUUCUUCAUGAACGCUGCCGGUCUCUGGUCGUCCAUCACUGAGCUCACAGACAUUAUGGCCAGCGACUCAAGUUCCAUCUCUGGUGUGUUUGACUGUGGCAACAAUGCCCUCUUCUGA